This is a messenger RNA of Egretta garzetta (little egret), 1569 nucleotides long. Its product is annotated as F-box only protein 6. The record is from RefSeq and is a predicted model, not a curated record. Gene Ontology annotation, biological process: glycoprotein catabolic process; SCF-dependent proteasomal ubiquitin-dependent protein catabolic process. NCBI's taxonomy places the organism in Eukaryota, Metazoa, Chordata, Aves, Pelecaniformes, Ardeidae. The transcript has 5 exons. Gene Ontology annotation, cellular component: cytoplasm; SCF ubiquitin ligase complex. Gene Ontology annotation, molecular function: ubiquitin protein ligase activity; protein binding. The coding region runs from base 5 to 769 and encodes 254 amino acids.
UGUGAUGACAACCAUCUGCGACCUCCCCGAAGAUGUCCUGGUGGAGCUGCUUUCGCUGCUCCCAGCCCGGCACCUGAUCUGCACCUGCAGGCUGGUCUGCACGCAGUGGCGGUACGUGGUGGAUCUGACCACCCUAUGGAAACGCAAGUGCCAGCGUGAGGGGUUUUACAUUCAGAAUUUGGACAGAAGCAUCUCUGACUGGAAGAUCUUCUAUAUGCUCUGCAGCCUGAAGAGAAACUUAAUCAAAAACCCCUGUGCUGAAGAGAACUUUCAGCACUGGAAGCUUGAUAAAAAUGAGGGAGAUAAAUGGAAGAUUGAGAAUCUGCCUGGACCUCAUGGAAAAGGGAUGCUGGACCCCAAAGUACACAAAUACUUUGUCACUUCAUAUGGGCCGUGCUUCAAGUCUCAACUCAUUACCCUGAAGAAAGAAGGAUACUGGAAUCAGUUGAUGGAUGAGAAACGGCCUGAAAUUGUAGUCAAGGACUGGUACGCGGCCAGAUUUGACUGUGGAUGUCGCUACGAACUUACCGUGAGGCUGCUCUCUGAAGACUACAUUGUCCUUGAGGAGUUCCACCCCGAGCCAGUGGUUAUAGAGCAGUGGAACGAUGCGGUGUGGCAAGAGAUUUCUCACACCUUCCAGAAUUACCCAGCUGGAGUUCGUUACAUCUGGUUUCAGCACGGAGGCCAAGACACCCAGUUCUGGGCAGGAUGGUAUGGGAUCCGAGUGACAAACACCAGCAUCACCAUUGGGCCCCUGACGUUGUUAUGAAGGCACAAUACAGGUGUUUGCUUUAAACUCAGGGCUGUAACCAGGUGGUCUCAGGUGUACUUAUUGGUCUGUACUCUCUGGCUGAGUGUCCUGGCUUUGUCUUGCACAGUUGAUCUCCAACACCAGCAGCUAGUUCUCCUUGUUCACAGAACUUCUGCAGGCCCAGCCCUUUGGAAGGAUUUCUGUCUUCAUCUUUCAUCCCCCCGUACCACUGCUGUUACUGCUGCCCUUCCACCGGAGGAAGACUAGGGCAAUUAAAUAUGACAUCUGUCUUUUCUAGUUAAUACAUCUUUGUGCUACAGCCAAACACUAGGCCUUAAAUAGGAACCAUUUCUUGUUUGUUUAUGGAACUUAUGAAAGAUAGGGCUAAAAUGUUUCAUUUCAGAUUACUGAUGCUGUCCUCAAGGGCUCUGCUACAGAGAGACUUGUUUUGUACGGUAUUUUCCCGUUUCAGUUUAAUUAUGUAUAAAAACAUGUAUCUUUCACAUCAGACCUUUCAUAGCAUAAGAAAACUGUCAACCCUUUUUCAUAAAUGCUGUGUCACUGGUACACUAUUCCUCACCGUUUCUGUAAGUGUGUGUCACUGGUACACUAUUCCUCACCGUUUCUGUAAGUGUAUAUGAUCAAAAUGGUACGUACCUUCCCGUCCAAAUACAGCCCCUCACUAUUCGAAUAAACAGCUGGAGGAAGUAGGAGAUAAGGAAUCCCUUAAGGUGGCUACCUUGCACUGUAAGUGCCUUUUGAUUGUGCUGGGCUUUUUCCAUGCUACCUUUGUACUACCAAAGUACUUCAUUUCUACU